AUGGAUAGGGAACAUCGACGUUGGUUGUCGACAGAUUUGAAGAGACCGAGAGACCCUCUGUCUAACACAGAGGAUCAUGUCCCCUCAUCGUCAGGUGAGUGUGUUGUCAAUGUGUCACUAACAAACCUCUAACUAACAGUGCAGUGUUGGGGCAUACCCGUUAUUAUAAACUUCCUUAUCCUGUCUUAGAGGUCAAUGAUGUUCAGAAGAGGCGUCGCCUGAAGUUGUUGGGCGAGGAGAACGUCAGCCCUGACAAGAAGUCUUCAUCAAGAGACCGCCUCCGCUGUGCAGAGCUAGAGGUGAAGCCAGACACCCCUGCUCUCUGCUCUGUCCGCUCCAGAGUACAGCAACUAACCCAGAGACGUGAGGGUAAGAUAAGAUACGCUGCUGCUACUCUGUUUAUUAAUAUUAUCUAUCCUGAUUGCCUAGUCACUUUUACCCCUACCUACAUGUACAUAUUACCUCAACUGCACAUUGACUAGGUACCAGUACUCCUUGUAUAUAGCCCAAUAAUGUAAAGGAGCCUAACGUUACUCCUUAUAGUCCAAGGACCUUACAUGUUCUGUUUUAAAGGCAAACUGACUCUGGCAGCCAAAACGGCCAAACACUCCAUCUAAACGUGAAUCAAUUCUCAAAUGCGGUACAGUUCUGGAAAUAUAAAUCCCUCUACUUUAAUAUCACUUCAAAUAAUUUCACAAAUGCAAAAUACACAGUUACUAACAGUGGUCUAACAGUUUCAGCUAGCAGUAUUUUUCAGCGACAACAUGUUUGUGGUGUCCGACUUCCGGUUUACACACAGGUGUUCGGAGAUGCACAUAGCUAAUUUGCACAGGUAGUCCACUCUGUCUUGGGCGGCAGGUAGCUUAGUGGUUAAGAGCGUUGUGCCAGUAACCGAAAGGUCGCUGGUUCUAAUCCCCGAGCCGACUAGGUGAAAAAUCUGUCGAUGUGCCCUUGAGCAAGGCACUUAACCCUAAUUGCUCCUGUAAGUCGCUCUGGAUAAGAGCGUCUGCUAAAUGACGUAAAUGUAAAUGUAAAUGUCUUCCGUCUGUUUUCCUGUAAACAUGCGCUGUAACAUGGAAAAUAUGGCCGUGUGGGAACCCUGACCCUAUAAAGGUGUGUAUCAAUUUAACCUUUUGUUCUUUGAAAAUUAUUUCUCGCCGAUAUGAAAGAAAAGGUCCUCAUGCUUCAAAAAUCGUACCGUAAGCGAUGCGUGUUAAUGUUUAGACCGAGCGUCGGGGCUCUUAAAUGUUCCCGUACAGAAGAUGCCUUCGUCCAAUGACUUACGUCAGGGUUCUUCAAUUCCGGUCCUGGAGGGCCGAAACACUUCUGUUUUUUAUUUCUACCUGGUAGUUAAUUGCACUCACCUGGUGUCCCAGGUCUGAAUUAGCCCCUGAUUAGAAGGAGAGGAUGAAAAACAGAGGUGUUUCGGCCCUCCAGGACCGGAAUUGAAGAACCCUGACUUACGUAAUGGAACUGAGUCAUCAUUAUCAAGGACUAUCCCAUGAUCAAGGGCUAUCCUUGUAUAUAGCCUCUUUAUUUAUAUUUAUUGUGUUACUAUUUUCUAUUUUUAUUUAGCUAAUUUUUCGUAAUUUUUAACUCUGCAUUGUUGGGAAAGGGCUCGUUAAGGAAACAUUUCACGGUAAAGUCUACACCUGUUGUAUUUGGCGCAUGUGACAAAUAAAGUUUGAUUUGAUAACUCUCCCUCCUAAAAUAACCAACUUGGAGCUUGUAUACAGUAUCCAUAUAAUUAGAAUAUGAUGGUAUCCAUGCAACACUUAGAUCUGUAGUCAUUGAAAGUCCGUGACCAACAGGGGAUGUUUUGUUUGCAGGGGGGCCUCUACUGGCUCAGAGAUGCCUCUCUGAUCCAGGGUCUGGGGUACCAUCCAUUAUAAUCCAGGAUGGAUUCAAAGAGCACCAUCUUAUUGGUGAGGAUUCUUACACAUUCACCUUAAAGCUUCUUUACACAGUGCCACACUCACUUGCCAAUGUAAAAACUGCAUCAUUAUCAGUCAUUGAAUGUGAGGGAGAACACUUGUCUGCUCUGAGGAGAUUGUUGUAUGAUAGGAGCAUUUGGUCUGUUAUUCAGGUGAGGCAGAAUUCAGCUCACGGGUGGAGCGGUUUAAAGCCCCCACCACCCCUCCGGCCAGCCCUCUGCCAGGCAACCGGUGCCCCCGUACCCUCUCCAACGCCGUUACCAACUUACAGCUUAAACUCGAGGACAGUAAUACGCCCAGCUCCAAGCAAGCCUCCCGUAUACGCCAGGUCUGUGCCACACACACACACACAGUCACACAAACACUCCAGGCAGUGAAGUAAGAUUUUCGACGUGGUUUGUGUGCUCAUCAACUAACUUGUGAACAGCAGGAGCUUAUCUAUAGGUAUGCAAUGCUGAAAUGUUGUUACACAAUUCUUAAGAUUCCUGUGAAGUGUCUGUCUAAAGGCUUCUAUUUGUCUGACCAAUCAGGAAAGGGAGGAGGAGCUGUGUCUCCUAAGGGCCCAGCCAAUCGCAGAGAAUGUCUUCCUAAAGCGAAGCUUCUCUGAUUCCUCACUGGCUGAAGUAAGUUUGGUGUUACCCUCCCCUCUUGUCUGGUCAUGGAAUAUUGUUCUUAAGGGUUAUGUUUGUGGCUCUUUGGUUGAGCUCAAGUACUCGGUUCCUGAUAGAACAAUGGUAUUUGUUGUGAGAUCAUUAGAGGGUGACCCCACCUGUCUCAUCCUCCCCUCGGAUGAUGGUUGGACGUAGCAGGAGACUGCAGUGGCCACCGUUCCAACCAUGGAAUGUGAGUUUACCUAUAUGGACACUGGACUGGGUGUAACUGGUUCUGCGGAGAAACCGGGGUGUCUCGAAAUGUCACAGGUGUCACUGAUAAGGCAUCAUUGUCCUCUCCAAAGUCACUUGAAUGGUAAUUAGGCUUAGGGUUCACCUGGUCCUUCACAUAGUGGCACAGUACCUUUUGUAAUAUAUGUGUGCAUGAGAGGAACAAAGAUGCUUGCUUGUAUUUUGGAGGCCUGAGCUAUUUUAUUUUUGUCCAGCAGGCAGACCUCAAUGUGACUGGUGAUGAGCCUCUCUGGGUGAAGGACGGCAGCUUUACUGAGACUUCUGUCACUGCUAAGAUCCAUGGAGUGGCGCCUCCGAUCCAAGACACUGGUAAGACGCUGCAAGAGGAGAAGUCAAUGUAUUACAGAUAAAGAGCUUGGAGGUAGACACUUUAACAGUAAAAGUUGAGAAAAAUCUAACUGACUAAAAGGAAGAAUCUGAGUUUUGUGCAAAUGUCAGUGUAGAAUAGGGGUGUGAGAUUGUGACUAUUCAACAGGUGAGGUGGCAGUCCUCAGUUUACAACAUGGAUGUCCCACCACACGCGGUGGAGACAAACAUGGCAGAGGAGGCAGAGUGCACUCUGGACAUUUGUCAGAAAAACGACAUGAGGCAGCAGAGGGUCCUGUAGUGAAAGAGCAGGGCAAGGCAGAGUAUUCUGCUAGUAACAAGCAGGAGGAAAGGGGUUCACUCCUUAGUGAGAAGCAGAGGGGGGUGAAGUUUUAUAUAGGUGAACAGUCGGAUGCUGAGUGCCAUUCCCUUUUAGAUGAUAAGCAGGUAGCAAUGGAGUCAGGAGGAGGUAGGGUCCACGAUAGAGGAAGAGAAGGGAAAGAUGAGAUCCCCACUAGAGGAGGAGAAGAGGGAUAUGAGGUCUUCUGUAGUUGAAGAGGUGGGGUACUUUGUAGGUGAAGAGCAGAAGAAAGUGGGGUCCCUGCUAGAGGAGAAGGUUGGGUUCCCAUUAUGUCAGGAGCAGGAGGAGAUGGAAUCUUCUGGAGUUGAAGAACAAGGGAAGGCAGAAAGUCUUGUAGAUGAGGUCCAGGGUGUGGCGUCUGCCGAAGGUGAACGCCAAGGGGAGGGGGAUUCUGUUUUGGGUCAAGAGCAGGGAUUAACCACAAACUCAUCAGCUCCAUCAGACAGAGAACAGGAAGACUCUGAGCUGCUUAGAGAUGAGGAACAGACUUGUGAACUGCAGUCAGAGGCAAGAGAGCUAAAGAAAGUCACCUUUACCCUGGAGCCAGAAAUGAUCAGUGACUCGGCCCUGUGUGAGCUGGACUCCUCAUCUAGCUGGAGAAGAGCGAGUAUGUCAGGUGAGACAAAUGUGGUCUAGGGCUGUUGGCACAAGUUGGUGAGGUGAGAAAUAAACAAGUUGGGUUACUUACUGUGCCUUUAGAAAGUAUUCAUACCCCUUGACUUAUUCCACAUUUUGUUGUUACAGCCUGAAUUCAAAGCGGAUUAAAAAUUGUUCUCUUUUUUUUCUCACCCAUCUACACACACAUCAUGACAAAGUAAGAUCAUGUUUUUAGACAUUUUUGCACAUGAUCGAAAAUUAAAUACAGAAAUAUAUAAUUUACAUAAGUAUUCACACCCCUGAAUCAAUACUUUGUAGAAGCACCUUUGGCAGCGAUUACAGCUAUGAGUCUUUCUGGGUGAGUCUAAGAGCUUUCCACACCUGGAUUGCGCAACAUUUGCACAUUAUUAUUUUCAAAAUUCUUAAUGCUCUGUCAAAUUGGUUGUUAAUCAUUGCUAGACAAUCAUUUUCAGGUCUUGCCAUAGAUUUUUAAGUAGAUUUAAGUCUAAACUGUAACUCGGCCACUCAGGAAUAUUCACUGUUUCUUGGUAAGCAACUCCAGUGUAGAUUUGGCCUUGUGCUUUAGGUUAUCGUCCUGCUGAAAGGUGAAUCCAUCUCCCAGUGUCUGGUGGAAAGCAGACUGAACCUGGUUUUCCUCUAGGAUUUUGCCUGUGCUUCACUCCAUUCCGUUUCUUUUUUAUCCAGAUAAACUCCCCAGUCCUUAACGAUUACAAGCAUACCCAUAACAUGAUGCAGCCACCACUAUGCUUGAAAAUAUGGAGAGUGGUACUCAGUAAUAUGUUGUAUCAUAUUUGCCCCAAACAUAACACAUUGUAUUCAGGACAAAAAGUGAAUCGCUUUACCACAUUUCUUUGCAGUAUUACUUGAGUGCCUUGUUGCAAACAGGAUGUAUGUUUUGGAAUAUUUUUAUUCUGUACAGUCUUCCUUCUGUUCACUCCGUCAAUUAGGUUAGUAUUGUGGAGUAACUACAAUGUUAUUGAUCCAUCCUCAGUUUUCUCCUAUCACAGCCAUUAAACUCUGUAACUGUUUUAGUCACCAUUGGCCUCAUGGUGAAAUCUCUUAGCGGUUUCCUUCCUCUCCGCCAACUGAGUUAGGAAGGACGCCUGUAUCUUUGUAGUGCCUGGGUGUAUUGAUACACAAUCCAAAGUGUAAUUAAUAACUUAACCAUGCUCAAAGGGAUAUUCAAUGUCUGCUUUUCUUAUUUUACCCAUCUACAAAUAGGUGCCCUUCUUUGCAAGGCAUUGGAAAACCUCCCUGGUCUUUUUGGUUGAAUCUGUGUUUGAAAUUCACUGCUCGACUGACGGACCUUACAGAUGGUGCCUUCGGAAAGUAUUCAGACCCCUUGACUUUUUCCACAUUUUUUAAUGUUACAGCCUUAUUCUAAAAGUUCAUUUUUAUGUAGAAUCCUCAGCAGUCUACACACAAUACCCCAUAAUGACAAAGCAAAAACAGUUUUUUAGAAAUUAUUGCAAAUCUAUUAAAAAUACAAAAUAGAAAUACCUUAUUUACAUAAGUAUUCAGACACUUUGCUAUGAGACUCAAAAUUGCGCUCCGGUACAUCCUGUUUCCAUUGAUCAUCCUUGAGAUGUUUCUACAACUUGAUUGGAGUCCACAUGUGGAAAAUUCAAUUGACUGGACAUGAUUUGGAAAGGCACACACCUGUCUAUAUAAGGUCCCACAGUUGACAGUGCAUGUCAGAGCAAAAACCAAGCCAUGAGGUCGAAGGAAUUGUCUGUAGAGCUCCGAGACGACAGGAUUGUGUCGAGGCACAGAUCUGGGGAAUGGUACCAAAAAAUCUCAGCAGCAUUGAAGGUCCCCAAGAACACAGUGGCCUCCAUCAUUCUUAAAUGGAAGAAGUUUGGAACCACCAAGACUCUUCCUAGAGCUGGCUGCCCAGCCAAACUGAGCAAUCGGGGGAGAAGGGCCUUGGUAAAGGAGGUGACGAAGAACCCAAUGGUCACUCUGACAGAGCUCUAGAGUUCCUCUGAGGAGAUGGGAGAACCUUCCAGAAGGACAACCAUCUCUGCAGCACUCCACCAAUCAGGCCUUUAUGGUAGAGUGGCCAGAUGGAAGCCACUCCUCAGUAAAAGGCACAUGACAGCCCGCUUGGAGUUUGCCAAAAGGAACCUAAAGUCUCUCAGACCAUGAGAAACAAGAUUCUCUGGUCUGAUGAAACCAAGAUUGAACUCUUUGGCCUGAAUGCCAAGCGUCACGUCUGGAGGAAACCUGGCACCAUCCUUACGGUGAAGCAUGGGGGUGGCAGCAUCAUGCUGUGGGGGUGUUUUUCAGCGGCAGGGACUGGGAGACUAGUCAGGAUCGAGGCAAAGAUGAACGGAGGAAAGUACAGAGGUCCUUGAUGAAAACCUGCUCCAGGGUGCUCAGGACCUCAGACUGGGGCGACGGUUCACCUUCCAACAGGACAACGCAGGAGUGGCUUCGGGACAAGUCUCUGAAUGUCCUUGAGUGGCCCAGCCAGAGCCCGGACUUGAACCCGAUCGAACAUCUCUGGAGAGACCUGAAAAUAGCUGUGCAGCAACGCUCCACAUCCAACCUGACAGAGCUUGAGAGGAUCUGCAAAGAAAAAUGGGAGAAACUCCCCAAAUACAGGUGUGCCAAGCUUGUAGCGUCAUAUCCAAGAAGACUUGAGGCUGUAAUUGCUGCCAAAGGUACUUCAACAAAGUACUAAGUAAAGGGUCUGAAUACUUACGUAAAUGUGAUAUUUCUGUUUAGCAAAAAUUUCUAAAUCUGUUUUUGCUUUGUCACUAUAGGGGUAUUGUGUGUAGAUUGGGGGGGGGGGAAACUAUUUAAUCAAUUUUAGAAUAAGGCUGUAACGUUAAAAAAAAUUGGGAAAUGUCAAGGGGUCUGAAUACUUUCCGAAGGCACUGUAGUUGUGUGUGUGUGUGUGUGGGGGGUACAGAGAUGAGGUAAAAACUAUCGCACAUAGUGAGUCCAUGCUACUUAUGUGACUGGUUAAGCACAUUUUUAGGCUUGCCAUAAAAGGGGUUGAGUACCAAUUGACUCGAGACAUUUCAGCUUUAAAUGUAUUAAUUCGUAAGAAUUUAGAAAAACAAAAUUCCACUUUGACAUUAUGGGGUAUUGUGUGUAUGCCAGUGACACACAAUCUCAAUUAAACCAUUUUAAAUUCAGGCUGUAACACAACACAGUGUGGAAAAAGUCAAGGGGUGUGAAUACUUUCUGAAGGCACUAUACAUGCAGUCGCUUACACACCUGGGUUAUAAAUAUAUUGGUAAUAUCUUACUGUCUGCAGUGCGCACCAUUCUAAACAAUGGGUUCAAUGGGUCACUGCCACCACCUCACACCCUUAUCAUUUUUUUUUUUUUUUUUACACUAUGAACAGCCAAAUGAUGAGCCAUUUGAAAUAUUUGUUACAAGUUGGGAAAACCAGGUCACAGACAUACUAGAGCAAUAGUUUGCCUGAAUGUUAACUUACUGCAUAUGGGGAUUUAUCCACAGAGGCUGAGCUGAGCUCUCCAGAUGAAACCAACACUGCUGAGACGAUUGACCUGAUGUUUGAGGAUGUGGUGGAGGCUGCUGCCCAGGGAAGGAUGGAAGAGGAGGAGGGCACUGAGGAUCACGACAGUGGCAUAGCCACAGUGAUGUGCAGAAAGGAGAAAACGGACACCGAGUUGGACAAGGCGAAAGCUGAGGAGGGUGAAGACCUGGAAGAGACCAGGGAACUGGACUCCAGUGCAGAUGAGCUGCUGACCCUCCCACCCAGCUGCAUCCUCUCUCCUCUCAGCAAGUCUGUGGAAGCUGUGGUCACCCCUAUGGUAAGGCUCUGCAGACAGACAGAGGGCGCCAUGGUCACCUUCUUCAAUGUGAUUCUGAAAGUGUUACCCUGCGGUUUCAAAGUUUUGAAUGUUUUACACAUCCAAAUGGACAUUUAAGUGUUUGAUAUCCCCGCAGAGACUUGCAGCCAGUCAGCCAGCCAACCUUCCAUCUCUGAGUCCUGAAGAGCUGACCACUCCCCCUGCCGACAGUUCCCCUCUCUACAGGUGAGUCAUCAUGUCCUCUACACCAGGGUUUCCCAAACUCUGUCCUGGGGUCCCUGCUGGGUUCACGUUUUGGUUUUUGCCUUAGCACUACACACCUGAUUCAAAUCAAAGGUUGAUGAUGAGUUGGUUAUUUGAAUCAGCUGUGUGGUGCUAAGGCAAAAAACUAAACGUGCACCCGGGGGUCAGGGUCGGUUGGUUAACGAGUGAAAUUGGAAAAAUUAAUUGACUAUAAAAAUCUUUAGAAAGAUAUGAUUGGCUUGUGAUUUAUACCUGUAAUUGAUGACUCCAAAGUGUUUUGUGAUUGAUUGAUUGACAGCAUCGAUGCCUACCGUACCCAGAGACGGAGCACCAAGCCAGCCAUUCAGAGUGUAACCCCAGGGGUGCAAAGGCGUGCCGCUGAGAAGUCCCGCCCCCAGCACGCUGUCAACACCAAGGACAGGAUCAUGGUCUGUAGUACGACUUGGAGCGGUUGAGUCUAGUGUGUGUCUUCUGUGUCAUGGAGCGUGAAUACCUGUGUAGCAUAUCAUCCAAAACAUUCCUUUAUGUGAAGGCAUUGACAAAUGUACCACAUGGAUAACAUAACUAUGCCUCUGACACUGUGUAAAGAAAGAGUAUUUAAAUGAGUAUGGCUGGGUGGCAUGAAUAUCCUGUCCUCCUGUGAUUGGUCAGGUUCUGAAUGAGGAGGCUGCCAAGCUGCAGACGGUCAUCAAUCAGACGUUGCAGGCCCUGAGCUGCUGCACUGACGAGGACCACGGCAGGGGUUCCCUGGAGGAGGCAGAGGCUGAGAAACUACUGCUUGUCUCCUGUGAGUCUCCAGUGGUCAUAUCCCCCUUCUAGCGCCAUGAUUACAGUUUUCCCGUCUGCGGAGUUAGUUUCUACACAAACUCAUCUCUAUCCCUGUCCUAUGGUUAUUCCUCUCCUUUCCCUGCCAUAUCCUUCUGUUCUGGAGUGUAUGAUGAACCUCUUGAUUUGUCUCCAUUGUAUUAUCAUCUGACUGUGUCCCCUCUGUCACACUCUGUGUCAGGUGAGAAGCGGGCAGCCCUGCUGGCUGAGGUGACCAGGCUGAGGGAGAGGGGGAGCUCAGUCUCAGAGGAGCUAGAGGGGGGUGAUGGUGAGGGGGACUCCAGAAUGUCCCAGAAGCCCUGCAGGGGCACACUCCACAUCAACAGUGUCCAGCUCCCUCUCAAGGUGGAGUUUAUCUGCUCAGCCCGCACACGAACAGGUACCUACCAUCCGAGAGGCUAUGCAUGUUGUCACCUUUAUAGUGUGAAGUUUAUUUUGCAUAUUUUAUUUGGAAUCAUUUACUCUUCUGCUGCCAGCUGCAGAGAUUAGUUGCUUGCCUGCUCAUUUAGGUUAAAAUGCACAAAACAGUAUAGUACAAUUGAUGGUCAGCUCAAGACACAUUUGAAACCAUACCAGAUGAUUAAAGAACAACUCUCCUGAAUAUUUCUCUCCUCCCUAAAGGUCGCCCCACUCAUUAUUUCUUUGUCCUGAUUCGCUAUGGACACUGCAACAUUGUUGCGACCCCAUUGGCCACUGCAGCGGACGCCCAGAAUGGAGACACCAUCUCCUUCCCCACCUCCAUCACCCUGUGAGUCCCGCCACUGGUUCCACAUAUGGAGGAAGUUAGUUCAUUAGGAGUAAAGGUGAAAACUCGAUUGUCGGUCUAUACAGUAGGGGGCUGUUUGUUCGCCAUUCGCUUGCUGUCGGCGCGUGUGUUAUAGGGACCACCCGCCAUUUCUACAUGUAGAAUCAGGUUGCAUUACGUCCGGCACUGUUCAGAGGUGCCAAGUACUCUCGGCCGGCAAUCCUACUGGUCUGUCCGUGCCUUGAAGGAGAUGCUUAUGUAAUGUCUACUGUGUUACUGCUGAAAUGGCUGUCACCCCUCGUCUGUCCAAGUCUUUCUGUGACUUACUGAUUCUGUACUAUGUCCCUUCAGGCAGGACAUUCGCUCUAACUUUGAGAUUGAUGUGGAGGUCUACAGCCUGGUGAGAUGGAACAUAUUACUGUAUGUCUCACCGAAAACAGAUGUAUUAGUAAAUAUCUUUACAAUAGAGGGUCAAUGAUGAGAAAUGUGUUAACAAUUUGUAUGUAUUAUUUACAAACUCUUCUAUUACUCAGUCCCACACCUCAGGGAACAUCUGCAAUGUGGAUCUCCGCAGCUCCUCCAGGUCAAGGGUGAGUGAGCCAAUCUUCUGACUAAGAAAUGCUGUCCAGUGUUCUAUGGAUUACAAUGAAGUAUACAUGUGAGUGUUCUGCACAAAAGCUCAUUUUUGAUCUUACUUGUUCUUCUUUAAGGUCACCCCAAGGAAGCUUCUAAGCACCAUCAAGGUGAGUGAUCGGCUUUCUUAUCUGCCUAGUACUUGAAAUGUCCCACUCACUGUAUGUAUUUGUAUGAACCUUUUAAAUGGAAUAAUGUAUAUGUUAGGACACUGUAUUGAUCUCAGAUAUCAGAGAAGACAUAUUUAAGAGUGCAGUAAGGCACACAGGCAUUUCAUGUGUAACAGAGAGAUGGAUAGGCAGCAACCCCUUUUCCUUAACUGUUACACGUUUCUCAUCUGAACUUUUUCUCGUUGCUUUUCAACAGAGAUCCAACCACAGUGUGACAUGUAAGUAUUAUUGUCCUGGUUGCAUAUUAUCUGAAGAUAACAUUAAUCCUGAAUGGUGGCAGUUUUUGAUUGGAUCGAAUCAACCGCCCACAGCUUCUAUCAUGCCGGCCCUGAACACCCGGCGCACCAGCCAUUUCUCUCUGGUUGGUUCUCACAAGAUCUCCCUGGCCUCCCUGGGCCAGAGCAAGUUCCCCCUGGACAAGGUAGGCUCACCUCACCUGGCUGCACACACAGUCACACCUGCUGCAGUGCUCCAGCCUGGAUGAUUGUGUAUCAGAUAUUUUUACUGUACCUGCAGUGUGGGAAGAUGUGGGCAUGUAUGUGUUUUUUUUUUAUUUUUUUUGUCACUCCAUUCCAUGGUUUUAUCUUGCAUCCUUUUGAUUUUGAACCACCUGAUUGCCAGCUUGUUUCACUCUGUCACUUGAGGAUGUGGGUUACCAUUUGGUUCAAUCUAUAUCAUGUCACAUUUCAGAUUUUUCCACCCGUAAUUCUUUCAGUUGCGAUAUACAGAUCGGAUGGUCGUCAUUUUCUCACAUUACUUUUGUUUGUUUUUGGUGUAAAGUUUUCCAGAGUCUGGGUGAGGUCACUAGUGAUGUAACCUUUACCCCUCACUGUGGUGUGUCUCUCUCCACUUGUGCACAGAUGAAGUUUGAAGGCAAAAUCAGGAGACUCCUGGGAGAUGAGUUUCAGGAAAAGGUUUAGCUCUCUCACUCACGUUUCCCACUCACUUUUACGCCACCUUUUCUCUUUGCUUCUCCAUUUGACUUAUUUCAUGCCUCUGAGUAUGUGGCCAGCAAAACUGGUAUCAAGAACCAAUAAUUAGUUUUAACUACACUGGCUUCAAUAUCAGUGAUGGCGUACUCUAUAGGUAGAUGAAAAUGUGUAGAAAUAAAUGUAUGUUCAAAUGACUGUAUUUUGCUCUAUCAUUGCAUAUUGCUUUCUACUGCAUGUUUUGUUUACCUCCCUAGCUAGAUUAACUAUUACAAGCAGCACAACCCUGGCAUCCAUGUCAUGAUAGUUCCCCCUCCUCUCUGUGCAGGUACCCUUCCUAUCUCCACUAGAGGGAAACAUCUACCUGCGACUGGACAGCGAUAGCCACUCUAACGUCCAGCACCAGGGCUUCCUUGUGAGUUACUGUUUUGUUUCAACCCAAGUCAUUGGGAUCUCUGUCCUUUUCCUGUCCUAUAUACUUUCUUUACUGUGUUUCAUCCUCCGCCCACCCCUUCUUUCUCCCUUCUCCUUCCAUUCAGACCAUGUUUGAGGUGGUGAAUGAAUUUGGAGCUUGGCAUCGACGCUUCUUUGUCCUGGAGGGAAACCACAUGUCCUAUUGGAACCACCCCAAUGACAGGGGCAGCAAGGUGGGCAUUGAAUUGACAGAGAUGACUAUGGACUGGAGCUCUUGGUUCUAUUUCUCGUAAACCAAGUUACACCCUGACUUGAUAUUUCUUAAGGUCAUUGAACUCUAAAAACAUUCCCUGUCUGUUAUGCUUACAGGUAGCAGAAGGCAGCAUCUCUCUGUCUAGUUCUUCUAGUCAGAGUGUGAAGCCAGUGAAGAGGGACUCCUGUGCUCGCCCUUAUACUUUUGAACUGGUCAGCGGCAUCCAGACUGCACAACAGGAUGACCAGAGCGCUCUGGCCAAGUAAGAUGAUAAUAUUUUUAUAGUUGUCUAGUAUGAACUGUAAAGUAACAACUUUACUCACCUAUGAUACAAGCAAAUUACAUUUCCUUGACAACAGGUGGUCAUGAAUGUCUUCAAUAGGAAUGUUUUGUGGAUGAUGGAUACUGCUAAAGUAAGCCUGUCUGUGUAUCUCCUAGACGGUGGUCUAGCUUCAUAGAUCUUACAUUACAUUUCAGUAUUCUCAUUAAGUGUUGAACCCAAUCUCUGUUCCAUGAUCUCUCUGUUCUUCAGGUGCUGGUUCGCAGCAGAUACGCGGGAGGAUCGAGGGGACUGGAUGGAGAAGCUGAACCAGGUUCUCCUGGACCUGCAUACCUGGACUCGCCAAGCCCUGAACCAUGCUGGAGCACAGCCUAACACUCAGGCCAGCAGUGGGAACAUAAGGGAGAGCAGUUUGUAACGCACUAUUAUAUAAUGCUAUCUAUCUCUCUUCAUCUCUCUCGCUCUCGGUAAUAUUAGUGUCCUAGUAGGACCCUAAAGGGACAUGAUGAAUGUAGCUGCUGUCUGUAGACUCUGUAGUUAACCUACCUAUUUACUGUCAUUCUCUUUUUGUAUGUGGAUGUUAUCAGCUAUCUGUCAACAUUCUUAUAUGCACUUGAUUGAUGAAGGUACUACAAGUAAAUAAUAACAAUAAUAGUGUACACUAUCUGAUUAAUUUGUUUUGAGUCCCUGCAGUUUGCGUGGCAUUUUCUUGUCAUAUAUAUAUAGAAUCUCUUUAUGAAUUCUUAUGAUUACCAUUGGGAGGUUCUUUUAUAUGUGGUGAUAUUUUUGCCUUACCUUGGAUUUGUCACUUUGAAUAGCUCUUUGAAAUAGAGCUCCAUCUUGUGGCCUAUAAGCAUUAUAUACUAUUUAACUGAACUUGAUGUGGAUAAUUGAAUAAAUCCAUAUAAUCUAGAAACACAACUGAAUAAGUAUCAAAGCUAGUGCAGAAGAGCCCUAACACUAAACGGAUGAUUAGUCCAAUAGUGUAGUUGUAAUUCUGAUAAGCCUACAAAGACCGACAUGUCUACUGGACAAAAUUAUUUCAGUACUACAGCAUUGCUGUAAUACCCUCUAAAGUGUAGAAAUAUGUCUCUCAGAAAUAAUAUAGUCUACCUAAAAAAACGAAAAACCUACCUAUUCUAAAAACUCAUUAAUUUAGUGAUUCAAGUAGAAUUGCAGUGCAAGUUGAGUUAUAGUAUUGUACUUGACAAACUGAGGUAUCUGCUAUGAGGUUGAAAAUACUGACCAUUCAUUAGUUACAUUCUUUGUGUUCCUUCAUUCAAAAUCUAGUGCUGUGUUGUGCAAAACACAACAGGGGCCAGACCACAAAGAUGGUAGCUACCCAGGCAAGGCAAAGGAGAGUAUAGAAUGAUGUUUAGCUGAAGGAGAUGUUCCGUAUAAUAUUUGCCUCAUCUGACGAAGAUAAAUCCUAGUAGGACCCUAAAGGGACAUGAGGAAUGUAGCUGCUGUCUGAAGACUCUGUAGUUAACCUACCCCCCCUCCUCCCCUCCCCUGAUGUAUUUACUGUCAAUUUGUCAUUCUCUUUUUGUAUGUGGAUGUUAUCAGCUAUCUGUCAACAUUCUUAUAUGCACUUGAUUGAU
Messenger RNA from Coregonus sp. 'balchen', 14005 nucleotides. NCBI's taxonomy places the organism in Eukaryota, Metazoa, Chordata, Actinopteri, Salmoniformes, Salmonidae. The record is from the annotation of a GenBank genome assembly.